GCUAAUUGGUAGCAUUGAUAAGGUCUCCUUGCAAGAGGGAGUGGUUAGCCAAACUUCAGGUCAGGUUAAAAAGAGCUGUUGAGAUACCUGUUGGAGUUACCUGAGCUGUAUUUUCUAAGCAUUUUGAUACAGACUCCUUAGGAUCCCGCGAUGGGGAAAGAAAAGACCCAUAUCAAUAUCGUGGUCAUUGGCCACGUGGAUUCUGGGAAGUCUACCACCACUGGUCACCUCAUCUAUAAGUGUGGCGGCAUCGACAAGAGGACCAUUGAGAAGUUUGAAAAGGAAGCAGCCGAGAUGGGGAAGGGCUCCUUCAAGUACGCCUGGGUGCUAGACAAGCUGAAGGCAGAGCGGGAACGAGGGAUCACAAUCGACAUCUCCCUGUGGAAGUUUGAGACCACCAAGUACUACAUCACCAUCAUUGAUGCUCCUGGCCAUAGGGAUUUCAUCAAGAACAUGAUCACUGGAACCUCUCAGGCGGACUGUGCAGUCCUGAUUGUGGCCGCUGGCGUGGGUGAGUUUGAAGCUGGCAUCUCGAAAAACGGUCAGACCCGUGAGCAUGCCCUGUUGGCCUAUACUCUGGGGGUGAAGCAGCUCAUCAUUGGCGUGAACAAGAUGGACUCCACGGAGCCCCCUUACAGUGAGAAGCGCUACCAAGAGAUCACCAAGGAAGUGACCGCCUACAUCAAAAAGAUCGGCUACAACCCCGCCGCGGUGGCCUUUGUGCCCAUCUCUGGCUGGCAUGGAGACAACAUGCUGGAAGUCAGCAACAAAAUGCAGUGGUUCAAAGGCUGGAAGAUAACAAGGAAGGAAGGGACUGCAACUGGGACCACGCUGAUGGAAGCUCUGGAUUCCAUCAUUCCUCCCUCCCGUCCUACUGACAAACCUCUCCGCCUUCCUCUACAAGACGUCUACAAGAUUGGUGGUAUUGGUACUGUCCCAGUGGGCCGGGUAGAAACAGGGAUCCUGAAGCCUGGCAUGGUGGUAACCUUUGCGCCAAGCAAUAUCAUCACUGAGGUGAAAUCAGUAGAAAUGCACCAUGAAGCACUGGCAGAAGCAUUGCCUGGAGACAAUGUUGGGUUCAAUGUGAAGAAUGUGUCUGUGAAAGACAUCCGCCGAGGGAACGUGGCUGGGGACAGCAAGAACGACCCUCCUAUGGAGGCAGGCAACUUCACAGCCCAGGUUAUUAUCUUAAACCACCCAGGGAGGAUACAAGCUGGUUAUGCCCCAGUCUUGGAUUGUCAUACAGCGCACAUCGCUUGCAAGUUUGCUGAACUGACUGAGAAGAUUGACCGCAGGUCUGGCAAGAAGCUGGAGGACAGCCCCAAGGAACUGAAGUCUGGAGAUGCGGCCAUUGUCCAGAUGAUCCCUGGCAAACCCAUGUGUGUGGAGAGUUUCUCAGACUACCCUCCACUUGGUCGUUUUGCCGUCCGCGACAUGAGGCAGACAGUGGCCGUUGGAGUGGUCAAGGCUGUCGAUAAGAAAGCCAGUUCGGCAGCCAAAGUCACCAAGUCGGCAAUGAAAGCCAGCAAGAAGUAAAUGGCAGAGAAAAUGCUUUGUGUAUGUGUUCUAGGAUCUUGCUCACGAGUUGGCCGUUUAGAUGCCAAAAGGCCAGAUGUCUGAAGGAAAAGAUGAUUAUUUUUUUUGUGCCUUACAAAACAGAUGACAUGUAAUCCCUUUUCCCCAUAUCUUCUUUUUCCCACAGAGUGAUAUUAACUAGAAUAUCAAAUAAAUGGCAGAUGGUGGUGGAGAGCUGGA
This is a messenger RNA of Sceloporus undulatus (fence lizard), 1755 nucleotides long. RefSeq names its product elongation factor 1-alpha 1-like. Gene Ontology annotation, molecular function: GTP binding; translation elongation factor activity; GTPase activity. The record is from RefSeq and is a predicted model, not a curated record. Bases 151 to 1536 code for a protein of 461 amino acids. The transcript has 8 exons. Lineage: Eukaryota; Metazoa; Chordata; Lepidosauria; Squamata; Phrynosomatidae. Gene Ontology annotation, biological process: translation; translational elongation.